AUGGGCGACCUAUCGAAACGAAGCAUCACAACCGGGAAGACAUCCACGGGUGCGGCGAGUAAAUGGAGGACUCACACAUCCAAUUUUUAUGACGCCCAAGAGCCACAGUUGACUCCCGGGUGCAUCAAUAUCUCGCCUUGCUGCUUUCAACAGGGGCAUGAGGUUUAUGGUUUUAUGCCGGAAGUCUCCGCCACCUUGAAGGGCGGUAGGAGCCUGUCGGUCAUCACAGACACGCAGCGUCCGGGCCUUGUAUCAUCGGCCGCCCUUCGCGUGAUGCACCCAAAGUUAUAUGUAGCAUCAAUAUCCACCCAAGUAGAGCUUGGGAAUUGGGCGGCCACACAAGGACUGGAUGACAUGUGCACAUUUCUUGAGCACUGGACAUCCGUCUAUACUGGCGCGGCAAUUAUUUGUAACAGGAAGUCACCCAGUCAUCGUGAUCCGAAAUGCCCCCCAGAAGGCUUUGAUAUCCUCACUUGUAUAGGAGGCUAUGACCAUGGCGUGAUGCACCUAACCAACUUGGGCAUCGACCUGGCUUAUGAUCCGGGAGUCAUGGUGAGCUAUUCUGGCCACCUUGUGAGGCACGGGGUUCAGGUUAACAAGGGCGACAGAAUUGUUUGGUCUUGGUUUAUGCGUGAUAGUGUGCAUAAUUAUGCUCGGACCCCAUGCACAGAGUACGCAAAAUACAAUCUAGCCGACUUUGCGACAUACCACCUAGCACAGUACAAUCAGGCAGAUUUUGUUCGGUACUGCACGUUGUAG
Messenger RNA from Suillus subalutaceus, 759 nucleotides. RefSeq lists its product as uncharacterized. The coding region runs from base 1 to 759 and encodes 252 amino acids. Lineage: Eukaryota; Fungi; Basidiomycota; Agaricomycetes; Boletales; Suillaceae. The record is from RefSeq and is a predicted model, not a curated record. The transcript has 2 exons.